This is a messenger RNA of Penicillium odoratum, 1455 nucleotides long. RefSeq names its product putative C6 transcription factor. Gene Ontology annotation, molecular function: DNA-binding transcription factor activity; transcription cis-regulatory region binding. Bases 1 to 1455 code for a protein of 484 amino acids. The transcript has a single exon. The record is from RefSeq and is a predicted model, not a curated record. NCBI's taxonomy places the organism in Eukaryota, Fungi, Ascomycota, Eurotiomycetes, Eurotiales, Aspergillaceae. Gene Ontology annotation, biological process: positive regulation of transcription by RNA polymerase II. Gene Ontology annotation, cellular component: nucleus.
AUGGGCGAUGUUCCUCCGAUACUACCUGAUGGAAGACUUCCUGGGUUCAAUGCCCCGGGUUUCGAAGAAGAAGCCUUCUUAUCGCCCGGAACAUUCUCCAGUGCGGACGAGUACGCCGCUAACCCCCGUUUCCUCGAACUACAAGAGGAACUGCGCUGUGUGCUGUUCAGCGCAGCCGCCAAUCUUGACCCUAACAGCUACACAUCUCCGCCAUCCGAACCAUUAGAAGGCGCGACAGAGGCUACGAGGAUAGCCCGUCAAAAUCUAGACUUCACACGCGUGUCCAUCCCUAAAAUCCGCCUGAUCCACUACCUCAAAAACUGGAUCACGGAGUGCGCGCCGUACCUCGACAAAUUUGACGAGUCGCGUAAUUUUGGUGUUCACAUCCCUAUUCUGGCACAGCGGUCGCCGGCGCUCUUCUAUGCUAUCCUUGCUUUUUCCGCCCGUCAGACAGAGCGGAAAGCAUGUCUUGAUAAGGCGUAUGAUAGUUUAGAACUCUACCAGGAAUCUAUCCGUCUCCUCGCACCAUGUCUUCAAGCCAAGGACCCUAAUGUCUUGGCUACUGUGUGUAUUCUCGCUGUCAUGGAACUGAUGUCUGUCAGCCCGCGCGACUGGCGCCGCCAUGUCGAAGGCUGUGCUGCACUUUUUGAUUCGUUCAAUGUGAACGGACUAUCAGGCGGACAUCUGCAAGCUGUAUUCUGGUGCUACGCACGUAUGGAGUUAUGUGGAGCGAUUAUUUCCAACGGUGCCGAAAGUACAGUUCUACCACUGGAAAAAUGGGUGCCUGCCAUGCCUGAAACGGCGACACCAACGGAGCGAGAUAAUAUGAUCCGAGAUUUGUUCUGCCAAAAGGGUGUGGUGUCUCCGGAUAUGCAUGCGAACUGGGCUGUCUACCUGUGCGCGAAGACAUGUGACCUUUCCUGCCGACAAACGAGAUACAUCGAGCUAGGUGAAAUGGUCGACGAUCCACGUCCUUUCACUGAACGAUGGAAAUGUCUAUGGAACGAACUGCAAUACUGGCUGGAAAAACGUCCUCCGGCUAUGUUACCCGUUAAGACAACGGGGAUAGGAGGCGGGCAGAUCUUUCCGGAGAUCCUGUUCGCGCACUGGGCUGCUAUUUCGGGGAAUCAGCUAUAUCACGCGGCGUGCAUUAUAAUGCUGGAUAUGAAGCCACCGGAACACAUCUCCCCGUCGAAACCAUAUUACUCGCCCAUCUGGCAUGCGCGCAGAGCUUGCGGCAUAUCGCUUACGAAUCCCCAUAGUGGCAAUUUGAUCAAUGCUAUCCAGCCGCUGUAUAUUGCGGGCAAGCUUCUCAGUCAUCACAGCGAACAUGUUGAGGUGGCAAGGCUUUUCAAAAUUGUUGAGGAGACGACUGGUUGGGGUGCACUUUGGCGACUGAAGGAUUUGGAACGGGCUUGGGGGUAUGAGCCCGGUGAGAUAUUAUCGGCGAUUUGA